CACCACGUGAGAGCAACAACAUGUCUCCACCGGGAGGGAAGAUCAACAGACCCAAGACCGAGCUGGGUAAGAAGCUGUUCAAGCGGCGGAGGGUUCUGAGUAAAGAGAAGAGGAAGAGACACCAGGUGGUCGGAGCCGUAGUCGACCAGGGACUCAUCACCGUCCACCACCUGAAGAAGAGGAAGUCCAGUCCUCGGGCUAACAUCACUCUGUCUGGGAAGAAGAAGAGAAAACUGCUGAAACAGCUGCAACACAUGCAGCAGGAGAAGAGCAGCAUGGACGUUGAAGCUUCAGCAGCAAAGAAAGCCGACUCAGCGUCUGCUGGGACCAAGAAGAAACAGCAGAAGAAGAAGAAGGCGGCGGCUGCAGCGGGCGGGGACGAGGACGUGGAGAUGGACGACGCCGAGUGAAGAACGAGACGUUUUCUGUUUUUAUUCAGACGGACGUUUGUGUCUGCAGCUCCAGAUUCAAAGAUUCAAAGAUUCAGGAGGAAGAAAGACUGAUGGACGAUAAACAUGUUGAGUCAGAGAGAAAGAAAAUAAUGAAAUAUGAAAUGUUAUUUAGACUUUUUGACUCAUUCUGACUUCAUGGAACCAUUUUGGCUUUUUGUUUGUUUGUUUGUUUGUUUGUUUGUUUUGUCGUCAGGUGAAGGUUCAUAGUGAUUAUUUUGAUGCAUAUUAAAUAAUUGUGACAUCCA
This is a messenger RNA of Centropristis striata (black sea bass), 697 nucleotides long. It is a transcript of the gene c22h11orf98, whose product is annotated as chromosome 22 C11orf98 homolog. The coding region runs from base 21 to 410 and encodes 129 amino acids. Lineage: Eukaryota; Metazoa; Chordata; Actinopteri; Perciformes; Serranidae. The record is from RefSeq and is a predicted model, not a curated record. The transcript has 4 exons.